Messenger RNA from Lachancea nothofagi CBS 11611, 444 nucleotides. Lineage: Eukaryota; Fungi; Ascomycota; Saccharomycetes; Saccharomycetales; Saccharomycetaceae. The record is from the annotation of a GenBank genome assembly.
AUGUACUUGCUCAAGAGAUAUCGUUGUCUCCCUAAGUUGCGAUCAUACUUGGUCCAAGAAAUCAUUCAAGAAAAACUAGAGGUUCACUUAAAAGACUGGGACGUAAUUGCCUUUUACGCGAACGUUUAUCUGCAUAGGGAACAAUUAUGGCAUACGGAAUUUUGUAUCUACAAUGGAAAGGAAUGUAGUGAACUUUUUAGGUCCUUUGUUUACUGUCCAUCUCUUGAAGCAGAUCAUAAUGACGAAGACGAAAAUUUGGCGGUUCAGAUAUACGAGAAAAGCUUUGAAAAUUACUGGAAAUCAAAGGACAAUUCUGCGAUUAUGAUUAAUGAUAAACAUAAACUGCCCAAGGAGCUAUAUCGUUUUCGGCUCGCGUGGAACGCAAAAGCUAUCAUGAAGAAAGCACCAGCAUUGAUGAUGCUGGUCCGUUUUAUGCUAUCAUAA